Messenger RNA from Nicotiana attenuata, 1031 nucleotides. RefSeq lists its product as uncharacterized. The record is from RefSeq and is a predicted model, not a curated record. Lineage: Eukaryota; Viridiplantae; Streptophyta; Magnoliopsida; Solanales; Solanaceae. Bases 112 to 723 code for a protein of 203 amino acids. The transcript has 2 exons.
AACGUCUCUCUUAACAACUCGCCCUGCAUUGCAGGGAGGGCAAACUAAAUCUCAUUAACGUCGUUGGACAGAGCGUAGCCAAUUUUUUUCGUGGAACAUCUCCUCAAAAGAAUGACGGAAGAGGUAAUCAACUCCACAAUCACCACCACCAACAACAAUAAAUCUCCACUUAAUGAUAACAUUGACACCAACAACAUUGUCAAAGAACCAAAAUUAAGUGUCAAUGGUAAUAAUGGAGAGAAAACAAUCAAUACCAAGGAGAAGAAAAAGCAAGGUGCUUUCAGCUUCCUCAGAGCUGCAUCGCUCAAGCUGCGCCGUCGAUCUAUUGAUCUAAAGCAUCAGAAAAUUUCUCAGGAACCGGUGCCUAAUGCGGAUUCAAAAGGAGAUAAUUGGAAGAAGCUGGUGGGUUCAAUGAGGCCUUUACAUCUCCAAGACAAUGAAUCACCACCAACUCCCCACCAGCCGCCGCCGGUGAAAUCUCCAUCGCCGAUGGUAGAAUGCUGUGAAAAUGUGUCCUCUCCAUCACCCUCCACUUCCUCUGCAGGAACCAUGAGUCAGUAUGCUUCAGCAAAUAAUCUCCAAGAACUCUACGGUGAGAGCAGCGACGAUGAAGAGGAAGAUCCUGACCAGGUAUUUGAUGCAAUUGGAGCAGACGAGAUGAUUGAUGCAAAAGCAGAGAAUUUCAUAGCUCAAUUUUACGAACAAAUGAGGCGUCAACAGUGAUAGCAAUUCAUCAAACACAUAAAAGGCAUGCACGUAAGCGUCUAAUUUCAUUUCAUUCAUUUUGUAGUAUUAAUUAAUUAAUUAAUUAAUUUUUGCAAAGGCAUUACAUCUCAGAACUAGUGUAGAGAUGUCUCUGCCUUUUGCUCUGAUGUCUCUUAGAUCUUUACUGAUUAGUUCCAAAUGGAGCAGGUUUUUUUCUACCUUUGUUAAGUAGGUACAAUGGAUUACAUUGUAAUGAAGGAAUAUGUAUCUGAAUCUAAGAGAUUAUUUUUGUUAAGAUAUAAAAGUUGUACUCCUAUUUUAUUACA